UGUUGAACUGAAUCUUCCGAGUUAUGUCGAAGACGCAUUUGAAUACGUAUUCCUGAUAUAUCGGUUGCCGUUUCCCGUGUUUGAACAAGGAAGAAUUAUUGUCAUUUAAUGCAAUAUAAAGAGAACGUAAAAGCAGUUUGAAGACAUACCGCCGUUGUCUUCUUCUUCUUGUAAUUAUCGAGAAAAGGCAGUGGGCUUUACGGCCGUUGGCUGAACUCCGUAGUUUAAGUGAGUUUGUAUGCAGGGGGGAGCUCUGCUCUGUCCGUGGUGCUGAAACGUGCCGCAGUGCUUUCCAAAGAAGUUCGACGAAAGGAGACCCUGUGAAGGCGUUACCGGAGGACAAUCUCUUAUCGGCCAGGUCCAUAACAAGCUGACCGGUGCAUUCGGUGGGCAUGUCUGUACAGGCAGGGGUCUACGAGUCACCGGUGAGUUGCGCGUAGUUUCUCGCCGAUGUCUUCUUUCCUUCACAUUCUCAUUCUUCCUUCUUUUCUUUUACUAAGCAGAUGAAAGGCGCCGUUCUCCAGGAGUAGUGAGUCGUCGCUGGACACCCACCACCCACCUAGUCCUCGUAGUGUUUCCCGGAUUCGAGCCAUCUUCGCACGGAGACGGACCGUCCAGCUACCCGGUCCGAGGUGAUGCUGGACUACCAUUUCAAAGGAGGGGCUCAAGUUUGCUGCAAGAUCCACGAUGAAUGAUAUCCGCUGACUACCGAGUUUCAAUGGAAUUUAUCCAAAGAUGGCUUCAUUGAGGCUUUGGCUGGUGGCCGCUCGGAGCCGGGCUUCUGAAGCCGAACAAUGGGGAGAAGCUCUGGACUUUAGUCGGGCGCGAAGACGGGUUUAAAAGCCAUCGAACACAUCGCUGAAAGAAAGAAGGAAAGAAAGAAAGGACGAAGACAAAACGAAGAACCGAAAAAGCCAUGGGGAUACAGCACCUUUUGCUUCUUUUAAUUUAUUUAGACCCUUUGAAUGUACUGCUGUGUGCAGCAACGAAGACAAAAAACACCAAGAACAUAGGUUCCCCCAGGCGUAACCCCAAAGGGAACAGCACUGUAGUGACCCCAGUGCACACCCCCAAACCCCCAAAAAUCAAGACUCCUAAACCUGGCAGCAGCCAUGAAACGUGCCUCAGCUAUAUCGACGUGAGCGAGCAGGUUGACAAAGAGUUUGAAUGCAAUAACACAAAUCACCGGUACUGCUGUGGGUCCUGCCUGAUGCGCUUCUGUUGCGAUGAGCGGGCCAAGAGGCUGGACCAGAGCAUCUGCAAGAACACCAUACCUCCGAUCCGAGUGGAAACCACGACGCGGGGUCCGGUGGAGAAAGAAGAAAACAACGUGUACGACCCCAGGCUGGACCAGACUAACACCACCGUGUACAUCACGUGCGGCGUCAUAGCCUUCAUCAUUAUUGCCGGGAUUGCUGCGAAAGUCGCCUACGACAAAACCACAAGCCCCCCUCAGGAAAUGAACGUGCACAGAGCCCUUGCAGACAUUCUCCGACAACAAGGACCCAUCCCUUUGCCGCAUUAUGAGAGAGAAAACGUUACAGCAAUAGAUGGAUCUCCCAAAGACAACACUCCUGUUCGAACUUCUUCCAAAAAUCAUUACACACCUGUCCGCACCACAAAGACCAACCACGGUCAUUAUGGGAAGGACAGCUUUCGGAGUGGAGGUGGAGGGCCCGAUCUACAUAACUUCAUUUCCUCUGGAUUUGUGACGUUGGGACGUGGGCAGGUGAAAGGAGACCACCAGUGGCCCGCCCAGUUGAUGUCCCAGUCCGGUGACCAUCAACACAACUAUAACCAUCUGAUGCUCGCCAGUCCAACUCACACCCCUACAAACGAAAAACCUCGGAUGAACAGCAUUCUUACCUCUGCGACUGAACCCUACGAUCUUUCGUUCUCCAGAUCAUUCCAGAGCCUCUCCCACCUGCCACCGUCCUAUGAGUCGGCAGUUAAAUCUGACCUAAGUAAAUAUUCUUCUCUGAAGAGAUUAAGUGACAAAGAGGUGGACGACUAUUACACCAGAAAACGGCACCUCCCGGACUUGGCGGCGCGGGGGACCCUCCCGCUGCACAUUCUCAAAAUGAGUCAAGAGCAGCAAGGCAAUCACCGGGAACGGCCGCGCAGAGUGCAGCGGGCCAUGUCCCAGGACAGAGUGCUGUCACCGGAAAGAGCCCCGCCGCAGGAGUACGGGACACCUUACGGGGGACGCAUCCUCUCGGACGAGCAGCUCCUCUCCGCGGAGCGCUUACACUCCCAAGACCCUCUCCUUUCGCCGGACAAGGUGAUGUCACUCAAGCGCUCCGGCUUUCGCGAGAAGUCCAUGUCCAGGGCGUUGUCACACACCGACGUGUUCGUGUCCACACCCGUCAUGGACCGAUACAAGAUGACAAAAAUGCACUCUCAUCCUAGUGCCUCAAACAAUUUGUAUAACACUUUGAGUAUGAACCAGACCGCCUCCAAGCGGCAGGCCUUUGCUUCCAGAAGGACCCACACGGUGGAGCAGCUUCAGUACAUCCCAGGACACCACCACCACUACCGCACAGCGAGCAAAACGGAAGUAACUGUGUAAAGACGCUCGGGACACGGCCCGCCUCUGGAACUGUCCCGGCCCGCCGCUGCGCAGUGACCUUGUGUGUGGCCACACGUUGGAACGAACGGACGGAUUUGCUUUCGGCACCAGCUUCCCCAGCCUGUCUGACUGCGCCGAACUGUGCAGGAGGGACGGAGACGCCUGUCCUACGAGCGCACGUCACACGGUCUGCCGGCACACAAGGGCUUUGUACAGGGGAGUGAGCGCGUCCCGAGACGAGAAGCGGAACUGCAAUAACGGCCGAGAGGUGUCACUCCCAGUUCCAGUAUGAGCUUUAGCGAUACCUCCGAUACUGAACUGGUUUGAGCACUUUUGCCAGUGCCUCUUAAAAACGCCCCAUUUCAAUAAUGAAGUGGCUUUGUGGGUUAAUAAGCACAAUGAAUUCAAACGCUGCUUUGCUCUCUUUUGUAACGGCCAGCCAGCCAGCACGUCUCAGCUGCUUCUUCUGUAAAUAGACGAGAGGAGCCGGCGGGGUCGGGACCACCGGCCGACCGCGUGUGCGGGGGAGGGGAAGAAAACCGGCAGAGCUCCUCCAGCUGCUCAAAAACAAAAUGCGUCCUUUCUUGGGUUUUUU
This is a messenger RNA of Erpetoichthys calabaricus (reedfish), 3164 nucleotides long. It is a transcript of the gene shisa6b, whose product is annotated as protein shisa-6. Gene Ontology annotation, cellular component: dendritic spine membrane; AMPA glutamate receptor complex; postsynaptic membrane. NCBI's taxonomy places the organism in Eukaryota, Metazoa, Chordata, Cladistia, Polypteriformes, Polypteridae. Gene Ontology annotation, biological process: regulation of short-term neuronal synaptic plasticity; regulation of AMPA receptor activity. The record is from RefSeq and is a predicted model, not a curated record.